Molecule: messenger RNA, 3892 nt
Organism: Pieris napi
Lineage: Eukaryota; Metazoa; Arthropoda; Insecta; Lepidoptera; Pieridae
Gene: SMC1
Product: structural maintenance of chromosomes protein 1A
Exons: 27
Coding region: 140-3802 (1220 amino acids)
Biological process (GO): sister chromatid cohesion
Cellular component (GO): nucleus; cohesin complex; chromosome
Molecular function (GO): ATP hydrolysis activity; protein binding; ATP binding
Source: RefSeq, a predicted model, not a curated record
AGAUAUGUUUAUUAUUUUAGUACGCGCGUAAAAUUGUGAAGUUUGUUGAUUUCAGCAGCGAGUGUAGUCAUUAUUUGGACUAAUAGUGAAAGUUGUGACAAUUUAGUGUUUAUUAGCAGGAUUUGUGAUCUCGAUCACAAUGCCGGCUUUUCUGAAAUAUAUAGAUAUGGAAAACUUCAAGUCCUAUCGAGGGCAUCAUGUCAUAGGGCCUCUGAAAUCUUUUACUGCUGUUGUGGGCCCUAAUGGAUCAGGUAAAUCAAAUUUUAUGGAUGCUGUUAGUUUUGUUAUGGGUGAGAAGACUUCACUUCUGCGUGUGAAACGUUUAAGUGACCUAAUUCAUGGAGCUUCUAUUAACAAACCAGUUUCUAGAAGUGCAUCAGUAACAGCCACCUUUAUACUAGAGGAUAUGAGUGAAAAAAAAUUUAUGAGAUCUGUAAUUGGACAAUCUUCAGAUCAUAAGAUUGACGGACAGUCAGUUUCCAUAAGUCAGUACCUGGCCGAGUUAGAAAAACUAGGCAUAAAUGCCAAGGCUAAGAACUUUUUAGUAUUCCAAGGUGCAGUAGAAAGUAUUGCUAUGAAGAAUCCAAAAGAAAGAACAGCACUUUUUGAAGAAAUUAGUGGAUCUGGUGUUCUAAAAGAGCAGUAUGAGUUAUGUCGGUCUGAAGUGAACAGAGCUGAUGAGGAAGCUCAAUUUUCAUACCAAAAGAAGAAGGGAGUGGCUGCUGAAAGAAAGGAAGCCAAAUUUGAAAAAGAAGAGGCUGAAAAAUAUACAAGACUAAAGGAGGAAUUGCAACAACAAAAGAUAGAGCUACAACUAUUCCACCUUUAUCACAAUGAGAAAGAGAUUCAGUCUUGUGAAGAGGACUUACAGUAUAAGCAGACCGAGCUCACCAAGAUCGAGAAGAAGAGACAAAAGGCAGAAGAAGCUCUAAAGGAUAAGAAAAAAGCAUCUGGAACAGCUCAGCGGGAACUGGCUAAGAUCGAACAAGAUAUUAGAGAAGUGGAAGCGGAGAUUUCCAAGAAGCGUCCGACAUUCAUCAAAGCAAAGGAACGCGUGACUCACACGCAGAAGAAGUUGGAGAGCGCCGUCAAGACCCUGGAGCAGGCUCGGAAGGCUCACGAGGCUCAUCAGGCAGACAUAAGUAAGCUGGAGGCUGAACUGCGCGAGAUCGAGGAGCAGAAGGCGGCGUGGGAGCAGACACACGUGGGCUCCAAUCCCUCACGAGCCGACGUGCAUCUCGAGGAAGCACAGAUCCGCGAAUACGAGGAGCUGAAGAUGGAAGCGUCUCGAGCGGCGGCUCGCUACCUCCAGGAGUUGGACUCCGUGAACAGGGAGCAGAAGUCGGAUCAGGACAGACUCGACAACGAGUUGCGUCGCAAAGGAGAGUUCGAGAAUAAGCAUCGUCAAAAGGGCCACGAAAGAAACGAAGCCAUGAAGCGCGUGGAGAAGCUGAACGAACACAUCAAAAGCUCGGAGCAAGCUUUGGAGGAGCAAAGGAGACUUCGGGCUGAGCUUCAGGCAGACGUGGGCUCCUGCCGAGGAAAGGCGGCCGCUCUGCAGUCGGCUCUAGAAGAAGUGGCCUCUCAGCUGGGAGACGCUCGAGUGGACAAACACGAAGAGGCCAGGAGGAAGAAGAAACAGGAGAUCGUCGAGAGUUUCAAGAGGGAGAUACCGGGGGUGUACGACCGCAUGAUCAACAUGUGUCAGCCCACCCACAAGCGCUACAACGUGGCGAUCACCAAGGUGCUGGGGAAAUACAUGGAAGCCAUCGUCGUGGACACGGAGAAGACGGCUCGUCGCUGCAUCCAGGUGCUCAAGGAGCGGAUGCUGGAGCCGGAGACCUUCCUGCCCCUGGACUACAUACAGGCCAAGCCUUUGAGGGAGAGGCUGAGAGAUAUAAAGGAACCGAAAAACGUGAAGCUGCUCUUCGACGUGCUCCGCUUCGAGCCGGCCGCCAUCCACCGAGCCGUCCUGUUCGUCACCAACAAUGCCCUGGUCUGCGAGACCCCCGAGGACGCCUCCAGGGUCGCCUACGACCUGGACAGGAACAAGAAUAGCAGAUACGACGCCUUAGCGUUGGACGGGACUUUCUACCAGAAGUCUGGAAUCAUUUCCGGAGGAUCGCUGGACCUGGCGAGGAAAGCCAAGCGGUGGGACGAGAAACAUCUCUCGCAAUUGAAGGCUAAAAAGGAGAAACUGACGGAAGAGCUGCGAGAGUCCAUGAAGAAGUCCCGCAAAGAGUCGGAGCUGACGACCGUCGACUCGCAGAUCCGGGGCCUCGAGUCCAGACUCAAAUACGCGCAGUCCGACAGGGACACCACGCUUAAGCAAAUAAAAGCGUUGGACGCCGAGUUGGAGGAGUUGGAGAGGAAAAUGGACAUGUUUGGGCCCCAAAUAGAAGAAAUAGAGCGCACGAUCCGAACCCGAGACUCCAAGAUCCAGGAGAUCAAAGAGAACAUGAACAACGUCGAAGACGUCGUGUUCCGCGCCUUCUGCAGGGACAUCGGAGUCGCCAACAUACGGCAAUACGAAGAGAGAGAGUUGCGGGCCCAGCAGGAGAGAGCCAAGAAGAGAAUGGAGUUCGAAGCGCAGAUCGACCGCAUCGCGUCCAACCUCGAGUUCGAGAGAUCCCGGGACACGCAGAAAAACGUGACGCGUUGGGAGCGAACGGUGCAGGACGGCGAAGACGAGCUGGAGGUGAACCGGCAGGCGGAGGCCAAGCAGAGGCAGGACAUCGACCGGGAGCUGAGGAAGGCCGAGACCCUCAAGAGCGACAGGGCGGCGGCGAGGGCCGCGCACGACGCCGUCGAGGAGGCCGUCGCUCAGGCUCGCAAAGACCUGUCCGGCAUCGCCAAGGACAUCGCGAGUGUGCAGAAGCAGAUCGCCAGCAUCGAGGCCCGCAUCGAGAGUCGCCGCUCCGACAGGCACAACAUCCUCAGGCAGUGCAAGAUGGACGACAUAAUAGUUCCCCUCCUCGAAGGCAGCUUGGACGACACGGCCGAAGGUGAAUCCGAGCCUUCCUCCAUGUCCACCACGCAGGCCUACGUCAGGGAUUCCAGGAUCCGCGUGGACUACAGCAGCCUGCCGGAGGCGCUGCGAGAGCUGGAGGAGAGCGACGAGAUCAAGCGAAAGGCCGACAAGCUGCAAAAGGCCAUCAACAACUUGCAGAACACGGUGGACAAGAUCCAGGCCCCCAACAUGAGGGCAAUGCAAAAGCUGAACGAGGUGCGCGAGAAAGUGAACGCCACGAACGAGGCGUUCGUCGCGGCCAGGAAACGCGCGCACAAGGCCAAGCUGGCCUUUGAGAAGGUGAAGAAAGAGCGUCACGACAAGUUCAUGACCUGCUUCGAACACGUCGCGAACGAAAUCGACGCCAUUUAUAAGUCGCUGGCCAUGAACCAGUCCGCGCAGGCCUUCCUCGGCCCCGAAAACCCCGAGGAGCCCUACCUGGACGGCAUCAACUACAACUGCGUGGCUCCCGGGAAACGAUUCCAGCCCAUGUCCAACUUGUCCGGAGGAGAGAAAACUGUCGCCGCGCUCGCCUUGCUCUUCGCCAUACACAGUUACCAACCGGCCCCUUUCUUCCUGCUGGACGAGAUCGACGCGGCCUUGGACAACACCAACAUCGGCAAAGUGGCCGCCUUCAUCCGAAGCAAAAAGGGCUCUCUGCAGACCAUCGUCAUCUCUCUCAAAGAGGAGUUCUACGGAUGCGCCGACGCCCUCGUCGGCAUUUGCUCCGAGCCGGCGGACUGUUUAGUGAGUGACGUCAUCACGCUCAGCCUGGAGUCUCACCCGGAUUAAGAUCUCGAAGAACGGCGGAACUCAGUUUUUUUAUAAUUUUGUAUACACAUAAGUCUGAAUAUUCCACAAUAAAUGUUUAUUAUAAUUUCA